This is a messenger RNA of Hemibagrus wyckioides, 2559 nucleotides long. RefSeq names its product protocadherin alpha-8-like. Gene Ontology annotation, biological process: homophilic cell-cell adhesion. The transcript has a single exon. Gene Ontology annotation, cellular component: plasma membrane. The record is from RefSeq and is a predicted model, not a curated record. Bases 127 to 2559 code for a protein of 810 amino acids. Gene Ontology annotation, molecular function: calcium ion binding. NCBI's taxonomy places the organism in Eukaryota, Metazoa, Chordata, Actinopteri, Siluriformes, Bagridae.
AACAACUCAAGUCAGGAGUAAUAGCGUCGUCUUAUGUUUAUAUGUUUGGACUGAAAUUUAUUUUAAUUAGUUAAAGUCGCUAUAAACGCAAGCUCAGUUUGUCUGCAUCUUAAAACGUUGAGGAUUAUGGCCUCGUCUAAUGAGUUUGGACGUUUCUGGAUCGUCUCUGCGUAUAUCCUUUCCUUUUGUGCACAGUAUGCUUUUCCCCGACAGAUCCUGUACUCCGUAUCUGAAGAGGCGAGUCCGGGGACGUUUGUCGGAAAUUUAGCCAGGGAUUUAAACCUAAAAGUGGAUGAGCUCGAACGUCGCAUGCUGCGAAUCGUUUCGGGAUCUACAAAGAAACAUUUUGAUGUGGAUAUAAAAACUGGUGCUCUGUACGUCCUGGAGACUAUAGACAGAGAGGAGCUGUGUCCGAAUAACAACGCGUGCACGGAAAGCUUGGAAGCCAUACUAAACAAUCCCUUAAAUGUUUACAGCAUUGAGGUAAAGAUUUUAGACAUUAACGACAACAAACCUGAUUUUUCUGUAAAAUCGCAAAAUAUUCGGAUAUCUGAGCACACACUUCCAGGGGCUAAAUUUGCUCUUCUUGGAGCGGAAGAUCCAGAUGUAGGAAUCAAUUCUGUAUCCACAUAUAAGCUCUCAGCCAACCCGUUUUUUAAUUUAGAGGUAAACGAGGCAGACAGUGCACCAUUUCCGGAGAUAGUGCUGCAAAAAGCGUUAGACAGAGAAAAACAGGCCGAGGUCCAGCUCGUCCUGACUGCACUGGACGGCGGAAAGCCACAGAGAUCUGGAACAACAAACAUUAUCAUCACUAUUUUAGACGCAAACGAUAACGCGCCGUUUUUUAUAAAGCAAUUAUUUAAAGCUCAGGUUUUAGAAAACGCAGCAGUGGGUAAAGUUAUAAUAAAGCUUAACGCUACAGAUCCUGACGAAGGCGUCAAUGGAGAAAUUAUUUACACCUUUAAACAAGGUCAAAAAGGGAUUGCGGACAAAUUCUCUCUCAACAGCAAAACUGGAGAGAUAGCAGUGGCAGGGAUUUUGGAUUAUGAAGAAGCAAACGCGUAUGAGAUUCUCGUGGAGGCCCGGGAUAGAGGACAAAGUCCACUGGCGUCACACUGUAAAGUGUUAGUGGAGGUAUUGGAUCUCAAUGACCACGCACCGGAUAUUAAACUAUCUUCUCUUUUGGACAACGUGAGAGAAGACGCCAAGAAAGGCACAGUGAUUGCUUUUAUCACCGUGCAGGACAAGGAUGGGGGUAAAAAUGGAAAAGUGCGCUGUUUCGUAUCUCAGAAUUCUCCAUUUGUAUUAGAGUCCACACAGGGGAAAUAUUAUUCCCUGGUCCUGAAUGGCGCGCUUGAUAGAGAAGAAAACGCCCUGUAUAACGUCUCAAUAACAGCCACAGAUGAAGGAGUCCCUCCUCUCUCUAGCACCGCUGUCCUAACUGUCCAUAUUUCGGAUGUGAAUGAUAACGCACCUCGUUUCCCUGAAUCUUCUGUGAGUGUUUAUGUUAAAGAGAACAGUCCAGCAGGUGCUCUAAUAGCAAGCGUCUCUGCACAAGAUAUGGACUUUGGCGAAAAUGCUCAAAUAACGUAUUCAUUACUUAGCAACUCUAACAUGCCUUUGAUGCCUGUCAGCAUUAACUCUGCCAGUGGAGAAAUUUACAGCAUGCAGUCUUUCAGUUUUGAGGAGAUAAAAAUGUUCCAGUUUCUUGUUCAAGCCACUGACUCUGGUGUUCCUCCACUAAGUAGUAACGUGUCUGUAAAUGUUUUUAUCCUGGAUGAGAAUGACAACAGUCCAGUUUUUCUCCCUCCUUAUUCUGAACCCGGAUCAGUAAACGCUGAGAACAUUCCCUACUCUGCAGAAGCGGGGUAUUUUGUGGCUAAAGUCAGAGCUGUAGAUGCUGAUUCAGGUUAUAAUGCUCUAUUAUCAUAUUAUAUAACUGAAUCAAAAGGAACGAAUCUCUUCCGAAUCGGAACCAGUACAGGAGAAAUAAGGACUAAAAGACGAAUGAGUGACAACGACUUAAAAACUCACCCGCUUAUCAUUACUGUCUCGGAUAACGGAGAACCUUCACUGUCCACAACUAUGAGCAUUGAAGUUGUGGUUGUGGAAAAUAUGGACAGCCUGCAGCCUUCACUAAGACAAGUACCAGUAAAGGAGGAGAAUUUUUCUAAUCUGAAUCUCUAUCUGCUCAUCGCUAUUGUCUCAGUGUCCGUGAUAUUUUUACUGAGCCUCAUCGCUUUAAUAGCAGCGAAAUGCUACGGGACAGACGGCGGUUUUAGCAGGUCCAGCGCUCCAGUGGUCACUACACACCCUGACGGGAGCUGGUCUUACUCGAAAUCCACUCAGCAGUAUGAUGUGUGUUUUAGUUCAGACACACUGAAGAGUGACGUAGUGGUUUUCCCCUCGCCGUUUCCGCCUGCAGACGCAGAGCUGAUCAGCAUUAAUGAAGGAGACACUUUUAACAGGACACAAACUCUUCCAAGUACUACAAAGGUAAGGGCUUUUAUAGAUAUUCAUAUUUGCCUUUACAUGGUACAUUUUUGUAAACUGUGUUAA